UGGUUAUUGUUUAGGCCGUUCUGAAAGCUUUUCAAGAGGCAUGUCAAUCUACAAGCCCAAGCACCAUUGUGAUCCCAAAGGGAACAUUCCAAAUGAACCAAGUGAAACUAGAAGGCCCAUGUAAAGGCCCAAUUGAACUUCAAAUCCAAGCCACUUUGAAAGCUCCUUCAGAUCCUAACCAACUCAAGACUGGUGAAUGGUUGACUGUCAACAAACUUGAUGGAUUCACCAUGUCUGGUGGUGGGAUCCUUGAUGGUCAAGGUAAAGCUGCAUGGGAAUGCAAGGAGUCCAAAAAGUGCAACAAGCUUCCCAAUAACUUGAGCUUCAACUCCCUCACAAAUUCCAUAAUCAAGGACAUAACUACACUGGACAGCAAAUCAUUCCACGUGAACGUGAAUCAAUGCAAGAACUUAACGUUCCUCCACUUCAACGUCAGUGCUCCAGCUGGAAGCCCCAACACUGAUGGCAUCCACAUCUCAAGGUCGAGCUCUGUGAAUGUUACAGAUUCCAGUUUUGCUACCGGAGACGAUUGCAUUUCCAUUGGCGAUGAAACGGAACAACUUUACAUCACUAAGGUCACUUGUGGACCUGGCCAUGGUAUUAGUGUUGGUAGCCUUGGUGGAAAUCCUGAUGAAAAGCCAGUUGUUGGUGUUUUUGUUAAGAAUUGCACUUUCAUUAGCACUGACAAUGGUGUUAGGAUUAAGACAUGGCCUGCUUCUCACCCUGGUGUUGUCUCUGAUAUUCACUUUGAGGAUAUCAUUGUGCAAAAUGUUAGCAACCCUGUUGUCAUUGAUCAAGUUUAUUGCCCAGCUGGCAAAUGCAACAAAGAUUUGCCUUCACAAGUGAAGAUCAGCAAAGUGACUUUCCAAAACAUAAAGGGUACAUCAAGAACUCAAGAUGCAGUAUCACUUCUUUGCAGUAAAGGUACUCCAUGUGAGGGUGUUGAAGUUGGUGACAUUGACAUCACAUACAGUGGAAAAGAAGGUCCAGCAAAAUCAAGUUGUGAAAAUAUUAAGCCAAGUUUAAAAGGAAAGCAAAAUCCACAAGUUUGCACUGCUGCUGCUUCCCCUGCCGCUGCUCCUGCUGCUGCUUCGUCUUCUUAAUUAAUUAAUUAAUAAUUCUUAGUUAAUUCCCUAA
Molecule: messenger RNA, 1137 nt
Organism: Lycium ferocissimum
Lineage: Eukaryota; Viridiplantae; Streptophyta; Magnoliopsida; Solanales; Solanaceae
Product: polygalacturonase-like
Exons: 3
Coding region: 93-1103 (336 amino acids)
Biological process (GO): carbohydrate metabolic process
Molecular function (GO): polygalacturonase activity
Source: RefSeq, a predicted model, not a curated record